CAAAAAAGUGUGGCGAUGUCUACCAGUGAUUUAUUUCAAGAAGAGAAAAAGAUUGAAGGAAAAUUAAUUCAAAGUGAAGAGAAGAUGGAGAUGUUACAGAGGGAUGUGGACAGUGUUCAAAAGAAACAGGAACAAACUGCCAACGAUCUUAAGGAAAUUGAGCAAAAAAUUGCAAUAAAAGAGCGAGAGAUGCAGAAACACGUUGUGAAGGUUUCUCUAAAAAGAUCUGGUGUGGGUUUCCUGGCCUCCUUGGUUCCAUGUGUUCGUUCUGUUGUUAAAUCCAUUUAUGAUGUUGCAUCUACCCCUGGAAAUACUCGUAAAUCCCAUGAACUCAAUACCGAACUAUCUCGUCUCAGAUCUGAAAAGAGCUUACUGGCCAACAGAGAUUACAAAUUGCAAGACAAACUGACGGAUCUUAAGCUGAAGUUGACCAGCUGUAAAAUGCAGAUGGGUGAAUAUGUUGACAUGAAGGAUGUCCAGGACAAUUUUUCUCAGAUCCGUAAAAUUCUGGUCCAGCUUAAAGACUUUUGGGUGAAAAUGGGAGUUCAGUUGCAGUAUCUGAAAGACAAGACCUUUGUUGAUGAGUCCUUUGUUGAUGAGUUUUAUGAUGAUGACAUGAAGGAUGAGUUUCUGCAUUCUAUUGAAAUAGCUGGAGAGUACUGGAAGGAAUUUGGUGAAGGCUGUAAGAAAGCAGAGUGCAUCUUCAGCGUUCAAUCUAAGAAUGCAUAUUUAUUCCUGGAGACUAAUCCUUCAGCACUAUCAGAUGAUGAAUGGGAUGAGCAGUAUCACUUAGUAAUUGAGAAGCUUAAGGAGUUGAGCAAUCAGGCUUCGUCCACAGCCGCCAUCCCUGCACUACCACAGGAGCAGCCACCUGAAUAUAAUUGUUGGGUUGUUCCACCCCAGGAACCCCUACAAAUUUACCAACCUCCAGCAACCUAUCAAACCCAAAUGUUUUACCAACCCCAAGUGAUUUACCCAUCCCAAGUGACUUACCAACCCCAGGUGACUUAUCAACCUCAAGUGACUUACCCGCCCCAAGUGACUUACCAACCCCAAGUGACUUACCAAUCCCAAGUGAUGUACCCACCCCAAGUGACUUACCAAUCCCAAGUGAUGUACCCACCCCAAGUGACUUACCAAUCCCAAGUGAUUUACCAACCAUAAGUGACUAACCAAUCCCUGGUGAUUUAGCAACCCCAAGUGACUUAACAACCCAAACUGACUUACCAACCCAAAGUGACUUACCAAUCCCUGGUAAUUUACCAACCAUAACUGAUUAACCAAUCCCUGGUGAUUUAGCAACCCCAAGUGACUUACCAACCCAAAGUGAUUUACCAAUCCCUGGUGAUUUACCAACCAAGUGAUUUACCAACCCAAAGUGACUUACCAAACACAAAGUGGCUUACCAACCCAAAGUGACUUACCAACCCAAAAUUUUUUUACCAACCCAAAGUGACUUACCAACCCCAAAGUGACUUUCCAACCCAACGUGACUUACCAGUCCCAAGUGACUUACCAACCCAAAGUGAUUUACCAAUCCCUGUUGAUUUACCAACCAAGUGAUUUACCAACCCAAAGUGACUUACCAACUGCAAAGUGACUUACCAACCCUAAAAUUAUUUACCAACCCAAUGUGACUUACCAACCCAAAGUGACUUACCAACCCCAAAUUUUUUUACCGACCCAAAGUGACUUACCAACCCCAAAGUGACUUACCAACCCAACGUGACUUUCCAAUCCCAAGUGACUUACCAACUCCAAGUGACUUACCAACCCAAAGUGAUUUAUCAAUCCCUGGUGAUUUACCAACCAAGGGAUUUACCAACCCAAAGUGACUUACCAACCCCAAAAUUAUUUACCAACCCAAAGUGAUUUACCAGCCCAACGUGACUUACCAAUCCCAAGUGACUUACCGACUCAACGUGACUUACCAACUCCAAGUGAUUUACCAACCCAACGU
Molecule: messenger RNA, 1960 nt
Organism: Carassius auratus (goldfish)
Lineage: Eukaryota; Metazoa; Chordata; Actinopteri; Cypriniformes; Cyprinidae
Exons: 3
Coding region: 16-1164 (382 amino acids)
Source: RefSeq, a predicted model, not a curated record